AUGGAGGGUUCAGAGAUAAUGAGUCAAACCUCAGAAACAACAGAAGAGAAUAAAAAGGACAUUUUAAAGGAUUUCCAGACGUCUUUUUUCACUAUGAGUCGUCUGGCUUCAUUUCCCUGGACUUUUCUAGAAAAUGACCUCGAAAGCAACAAAUCAUCAGAGUUAAUAUCAGACAUCCUAAAACAGACGUGUCUUCACUCUCUGUGUCAGAAGUUUCCUCCGUCGGUCCGAUAUCGGCGGCUGUUUCUGUCCGAGCUCAUCAGACGGCAGGAGGCGGCAGGCAGCGAUCCUCUGGACGAGCUGUACGACGCUCUGACCGAGGUGGUGGCAGUUGCAGAGACGACUGAGUGCUACAAGAGUUACUUACUGCCCAGUGGAGACGCUGUCAGUCUGUUGGAGAACGUAGCUCUGAUCUCAGAGGGAACCACCGGCCUGGUGACCUGGGAGGCUGCUCUCUACCUGGCAGAGUGGGCCCUGGACCACCGGCAGACCUUCACUGGCAGGAAGGUUCUGGAGCUGGGCAGCGGCGUGGGUUUGACCGGGGUCACCGUCUGUCGCUCCUGCAGCCCGUCCAGAUACGUCUUCAGUGACUGUCACCCCAGAGUCCUGCAGAAGCUGAGAGACAACGUCCAGCUGAGCGGUCUGACCGAGCGGACGUCACCUUCGGUCAGCGUGGAGGAGCUGGACUGGACGGACGUGACGGUGGAGAGGUUAAAAGAGAUCGGGGGUGACACCGUCAUCGCUGCGGAUGUGGUGUACGACCCCGACAUCAUAGGAAGUCUGGUGCAGCUACUGUCCAAGAUUCUGAGGUGUUCGUCCGCUGAAGUCGUCCCGGAAAUCCUGAUCUGCUCCACCAUCCGAAACCCGGAGACGUACAGCAGCUUCAAGCAGCAGCUGGAAAACGCCGGGAUCAGCCAUCAUGUGAUCAGCGGACCCGUCAGCAAAGUUUUCCCUUACGACAGAGUCUCUGCAAUAGAAAUGAUCAAACUGUACAUGUGACACACUAAGAGCAGAAGAACUGGGAUGUUUUACUUCAGGAAAAAUGUAAAAACAUAUGAAAAUAUACUUCAUUACAAGUAAAAGCCCUGCAUUUAAAACCCUUACUGAAGUAGAAGUUCAGAGGUAUUAGCAGCUAAAUGUAAGUAUCAGAAGUUAAAGUUCUCCUAUUUAGAGGGAUGUUUACAUGCUGUUUAAUGAGACUUUACCCUGAUGAAUGUUGGUUUAGUGGCUCGUUCAACAAGCUAAGGUGCAGGACAGGAUGUGUACAUGUUUGUGAGUCAGAGAAGAAGGAGACUUUAGCAGGAAUGUUAAUGUUGGUUGUUAUUCAGAGUCUGUGGCUCUUGUGUUGAUUAUCAGGCUGCAAUCAGGCUCAGUGUGACCGUCUGCUCUGCUGAUCACAUCAUAUAAACCAGUACAUUUAACUUUUUCUAGCAGAUACAUGCUAUAAUAUCACCAAGAAAGUUGGUUUUAAUUAUGAUUUCAUUGAUUUUGUGAAAUAUUGAAGGUUCGGUGACAUAAUAUAAAGUUUAUUACAAGAAGUUUUAUAUCUUGUCAUACUGAUAAAAUACCAAGAUAACAUGAAAAUAAUCCAUGUAUCAGGCCUGUUUAAAGCUUGUUGAUAUGCUUUUAUUUAACCUAGGUGAUAUUUUCACUGCAGUUACUUAUAAUGGAGAAUAUAAUAUAUUUAUAUCACAGUAUUGCUUCUCUUACUUCAGUAAAGUUUCUCAGCACUGAUCAACACACUGUAAUGUUUUAUUUGUCUCAAACUGGAGAUGUUUCCCUCUCUACCUCCUAACUGUCAUUGUAGUCUUUUUAUCUACGUAUAAACACCAAGACACCUCUGAUUCUACUUUUGUUAACAUUGGAGUAUUUCACACACUCACUCACGCACUCACGCACGCACGCACGCACACACACACACACACACACACACACACACACACACACACACACACACACACACACACA
Scomber scombrus (Atlantic mackerel) is the source of this 1968-nucleotide messenger RNA. It is a transcript of the gene eef2kmt, whose product is annotated as eukaryotic elongation factor 2 lysine methyltransferase. The record is from RefSeq and is a predicted model, not a curated record. Bases 1 to 999 code for a protein of 332 amino acids. Lineage: Eukaryota; Metazoa; Chordata; Actinopteri; Scombriformes; Scombridae. The transcript has 8 exons.